Molecule: messenger RNA, 2184 nt
Organism: Camellia sinensis
Lineage: Eukaryota; Viridiplantae; Streptophyta; Magnoliopsida; Ericales; Theaceae
Product: RNA-binding NOB1-like protein
Biological process (GO): maturation of SSU-rRNA
Cellular component (GO): preribosome, small subunit precursor
Molecular function (GO): RNA endonuclease activity
Source: RefSeq, a predicted model, not a curated record
CACCUAGGGUUUCUUUCUCUCUCUCUCACUCUCUCUCACACACACACACACACACACACACACACACACACAGAGAAAUGGCGGAGGAAGCUUCUAGUACUGGAGCAGCAUGUUGGAGCAACAUAGUGAAGCAGAAAGCGGUAGCACCGAAGCAAGUCCUGCACGGCGUGAGUGCGGCGGCUGAUGGAGUGGUGGUGGAGAGCUGCAAGUCGACGAAAGGCAUCGCCGUGGCAGUGGUGGAUGCCAACGCCAUCAUACAAGGCGGAGAGAGGCUGUCCAACUGCGCCGACAAGUUUGUAUCCGUCUCCGAAGUCAUAGACGAGGUCCGAGACCCCUUGUCCCGUCACCGCCUCAAUUUCGUCCCUUUCACCGUCGACACCAUUGACCCCUCUCCCGAUUCCCUCAAAAAAGUUAUCAGCUUCGCGAGGGCAACUGGUGACUUACAGACACUUUCAGAUGUUGAUCUGAAGCUCAUUGCUUUGACGUAUACAUUGGAAGCUCAGAUCCAUGGUACUAAACAUCUCAGAGACAUCCCUCCCCCUAUUCACACGGUUAAUGUGAGACGACUUCCUGAGAAAGACUUGCCUGGGUGGGGUUCCAAUGUUCCAAAUUUGGAAGAGUGGGAAGCAUUGGAGCAUGAAUCUGAGGAUAAAUCAAACCCUAAUUCAAGAAUCCUCCCAUUGCAAGACCUAAACUUGAAGGCCAUCCCUACAGCUCACCAUCAUAGUACUGAAGAUGGGUCAAUGGGAAAUGAAGGGGAAACUCAUGUUGGAAAUCAGGAGGAUGCCAAUGGCAGUUUUAGUAAACCCAGGAAAUAUUUACCUAAGAAGAAAGAGAUAAGCAUUGAAGGGAAGAAGAUGGUAGCCGAUGGAAUUGAUGCAUCUCAGGGACAAUUUGAUGAUAAUGCUGGUGAUUGGUUGCCAGCUGUCAGUAAAAGUACUCAUAGAAAAUAUCUCAGGAGGCAAGCUAGACGUGAAAUGUCGGAGGCCUUGUCUGAAAAAGAUGGUCAGCAAGAUGCUGUGGAGAAUAUAGAAAGUGAUAACCUUGAAAACAGGACAUGCCCUGAUCAGCUGACAGUUAAAAGUUCUGACGAGACACAUGUUGUAAUUGCAAAUUUAGAGGAAACAGAAGUCUCAGAAGGGCAGAACAGUAUUGAAGAUCUUUCCACAAUUUUAAAUGAAAUGAGGCUGGAAGAAGAUUCAUUGAAAGCAAUUCAAGAAGGAAAGGAGCAAAGUAAUUCUUGUGCAGGUCUUGAGCCUAACUGUUCUGCAGGGGAGGAGGAUAUGUCUGAUAGUAAUGGAAAUAUAGGUGUUGAAGAAGAUGACAUUGAAAAUGUCAAUGAAGAAUUGGAACAUUUGGAGAUCUCAAGCCAGACCAAUGAAAGUUUUGAUGCAUCGUGUGUUGGUGAUAACAGUAGUGAGCAGAGCUGGACAUUGAGAUCCUUGUCCGAAUCAACUGUAGCUUGUGUAACGAGUGAUUUUGCAAUGCAAAAUGUACUUCUGCAGAUGGGUUUACGCUUGCUGGCACCCGGAGGAAUGCAGAUCCGCCAGCUGCACAGGUGGAUACUGAAAUGCCAUGCCUGCUUCAAGGUGACCCCAGAAAUUGGUAGGAUCUUUUGCCCCAGUUGUGGGAAUGGUGGCACCCUACGGAAGGUAGCUGUCACAGUUGGUGAAAAUGGCAUAGUUCUUUCCGCUCGUCGGCCACGUAUUUCCUUGCGUGGCACAAAAUUCUCACUGCCUUUACCCCAAGGUGGAAGAGAUGCCAUUACUAAGAACCCUAUUUUACGAGAAGAUCAGCUUCCACACAAGGUCCUGUACCCAAAGAGAAAGAAGAAGAGUAAACAGGGAGAGGACGACAUCUAUGCAUUGGAUUACAUCUUUCGCCACCAUACCGAUAAGAGAGCACCCCUGCAGCCUCCUGUGAGGAAAGCAUUAGCAGUUUUCAGUGGAAAGAGGAAUCCUAAUGACAACCAUUUCUCUCGCCCCAAGUGUUAGAUAUUGUUUUAAACUCAAAUUUUGUUAUCUGUGUUUGGCUUUAUAUAUUUUGGUUCUUGAUAAUAUGAGCUGCAUUAGAAAGUUGAGCAAUGUAUGCUAUAAUGAUAUCUUCUGAGGCUGAGCUAAAUUUUGGAUUAUUUGUUAUCUACACUAAUUUUGGAGGGAAGUGUGUAUUGUUUGUGUUUUUUUU